Lolium rigidum is the source of this 942-nucleotide messenger RNA. Its product is annotated as replication protein A 70 kDa DNA-binding subunit-like. Gene Ontology annotation, molecular function: DNA binding. The record is from RefSeq and is a predicted model, not a curated record. The coding region runs from base 1 to 942 and encodes 313 amino acids. Gene Ontology annotation, biological process: DNA replication; DNA repair; DNA recombination. Gene Ontology annotation, cellular component: nucleus. The transcript is spliced from 8 exons. Lineage: Eukaryota; Viridiplantae; Streptophyta; Magnoliopsida; Poales; Poaceae.
AUGGUGUCGUUCGACCUUUUUGGGAUGCCGAUUAACCCGCUGAGUGAGCUUAUCAUCGGUAACCUUGACUGGACAGUCCAUGUCUACGUCUCCCGCCUCUGGCAGCAUCGUGGUGGAACAGAUGUUGGUCCCAUCAAGCACACCGAUAUUGUCUUCCACGAUACAGAGGGAACUUGCAUGUAUGGGGAGAUCGCUUCGACCUUAGUUGACCAGUUCAUUGAAAAAAUCAAGGAAGGCAAGAUCUAUGAGCUUAAGAGGUUUCUGGUUACCAAAAUGAAAAACUUCUACAGCCCGGUGGAAGGUGAUGCCAUGAUUAGGUUUGGCAGAUACACAACCGUCACGGAGUUGGACGCCAAUAUCAUGGAUUAUCCACUCUGUGCUUAUGCUUUGACACCGCUUGAUGAGCUUCCAAAUCCAACUGAUAGCCCUGAAUCUUUCAUAGAUGUGGUUGGUAUCAUCACCGGAGUUUCUCCAAUCUCUCAAUUCCACAGUGCAAGCCGUGUUGCACCAUCUAUCAAGAGGGUUAUAUAUUUAAGUGAUCUGAGUGGCUUCGAAACUACCCUGGUCCUUUGGGGAGCCCGAGCGGUUGCUUUUGAUUCUGAAGAGGUGCUUCAGAUUGCUAAGGAGAAACCGGUUGUUGCAAUAUUUGUUGGUACUUUGGUUAAACCUUUCGAAGGUCGUAAGGGGUUAAGCGGUGGAGCUCCAUGCCGUUGGUACAUCAAUGAGGACCUGCCUGAGAUCACUGCGCUCUGUGCACAGUUACAGGAUAAGCUUCCCGUCGUCCGCAGUAUUUCUCUUCCGGGACAAACAGUUGCUGAAAUUAGUGCUCAGGUUGACCUUGAGACGAAGACUGUGAAAGAGCUGGUUAACCUUGAUAUCUGGCAGAACAAGGUACCUGCUUAUGCUGCUAUGUUAAAACCAAAUUCUACUGUACUGCUGUGA